CUCUCAGGCCCGUCUUCCCCGGAAUGCCGUAUCGCCGCUUCCUCGUCCCUCGAACGGUGAAGGCGGUGGGGUGUUUCUUCCCUCACGAGGAUGGCGGCCGAGAUUAACGGGUCUUCCCCCGGCACUCUGCAGUCCAUCUGCUACGAGCGGGGAUCCCUUCGCCUUCUCGAUCAGACAAGGCUUCCCCUCGAAACUGUGUACUUGGAUAUCAAGGAUUCCUCCGAUGGAUGGACUGCAAUAAGGGAUAUGGUGGUCCGUGGUGCACCAGCAAUUGCAAUAGCGGCUGCACUUUCCCUAGCAAUUGAAGUUUUUAAUCUUGACUUUAGCGGGACACCAGAAGAUGCAGCUUCUUACCUCGCCAAGAAAUUAGAAUACCUUGUUUCUAGUCGACCAACUGCUGUGAAUCUUUCUGAUGCUGCAGAAAAGCUUCGAAGCCUCGUGCUAAAGAUAGCAGAGACAGCUAAUGAGGCACAAACUGUUUUUCAGGCUUAUGUUGAUGCUGCUGAAACUAUGCUUGUUGAUGAUGUUGCUGCCAAUAAAGCAAUUGGCUUUCAUGGAGCUAGUCAUCUCGGAUCACACCUAGAAAACAUGCAGAAAAUUUCUGUUUUAACACAUUGUAACACUGGAAGUCUUGCUACUGCUGGAUAUGGAACUGCAUUGGGUGUUAUCCGUGCCCUUCAGACCGAAGGAUGGUUAGAAAAAGCAUUCUGCACUGAAACACGACCUUUUAACCAGGGCUCCAGGCUCACUGCCUUUGAACUUGUUCACGACCAGAUUCCUGCAACCUUGAUUGCUGACUCUGCUGUGGCGGCUCUAAUGAAAGCAGGCGUUGUGAAUGCAGUUGUUGUUGGUGCUGAUCGUAUUGCUGCAAAUGGUGAUACGGCCAACAAAAUUGGAACCUACAGUGUGGCUCUCUCAGCAUAUCACCAUGGGAUACAAUUCUACGUUGCAGCACCCAUAACCUCUAUUGAUCUUUCGAUUUCUUCCGGAGAUCAAAUUGUUAUAGAGGAAAGAUCAGAAAAGGAGUUGCUGCAUUCUGAUGGAGGAAGAGGAAAGCAAGUCGCUGCUUCUGGGAUUUCAGUUUGGAAUCCGGCCUUCGACGUUACUCCAGCAAGACUUAUAACUGCCAUUUUUACUGAAAAGGGUGUCAUCCGAAAGUCUAGUGAAGAUGCUUUCGAUAUUAAAGGUUUCAUAGAAAGUGCAAAGUGAGUAGAGCUGAACCUGAUUUUGUGCAUCAGCGAAAGUAGUGUUAAGCCAUUUCUUGGCUCGGUUAAUGUUUAUGUUUGUUUUCGAUAUCUCUAACUGCAAGUUUGCAUAGAGUAAUCACAUAAAUAAAUUCUGUAAGCAUUUUGGUGCUUGUUGAUUUUGUUUAACUAGCUAUUAUGGUUGUGGUAAUCUAUAGCUUGUAAUAAACACUGUUAGCCAACUACAAACUUAUGAAAAUGAAAAUCAAAGGAACUGAGAGGGUUGAACUGUUA
Zingiber officinale is the source of this 1478-nucleotide messenger RNA. Its product is annotated as methylthioribose-1-phosphate isomerase-like. Gene Ontology annotation, molecular function: S-methyl-5-thioribose-1-phosphate isomerase activity. The coding region runs from base 91 to 1209 and encodes 372 amino acids. The transcript has 9 exons. The record is from RefSeq and is a predicted model, not a curated record. NCBI's taxonomy places the organism in Eukaryota, Viridiplantae, Streptophyta, Magnoliopsida, Zingiberales, Zingiberaceae.